Messenger RNA from Cyclocybe aegerita, 2223 nucleotides. The record is from the annotation of a GenBank genome assembly. Lineage: Eukaryota; Fungi; Basidiomycota; Agaricomycetes; Agaricales; Hemipholiotaceae.
UGGCACGAAAGAAAGCGCAGAACAAGGAGCAACCCAAGGCACCAGCGCAAGCCAAACCGCCCCCGACGCCUGCGACUGCCUCGAUACCCAAGGAACAAGUUGGGCUGUUUGUUACAGCCGAACUCGAACAUGCGAUGGAGGAGUGCAAGGCGAAAGUCGAGAUGAUCGCGAAGGACUGCAGGGCGAAGAACAGGAAGUUCCGGGAUGUCGAGUUUGAUCUGGAGAACGAUGCUGACCAGGCGAUGUACGGCCUGGCGCGCACGGAGAGUAAGACACCGCCUGCCGCACGGCGUGUCACCGACAUUUUCGACAACCCGCGGUUCUUUAUCGACGGUGCUGACUCGAGCGACAUCGUCCAGGGAAAUUUGGGCGAUUGUUGGUUCUUAUCGGCGCUGUCGACCACCUCGACUGUUCCCUCCCUGUUGGAGAAGUGUUGUGUCGCCCGAGAUGAGAAAGUUGGGGUGUAUGGCUUCAUCUUCUUCCGCGACAACCGUUGGGUCAACGUCAUUAUCGACGAGCAGCUCUUCUGCUCUUUGCCCAAAUUCGAAGAACUCAGUAUGGCGGAGAGGAACCUAUACCACGGCGACAAGACCCUCUACAAUCGCAAUGCACGCGCUUCCGGGAAGAACCUCUUGAAUGCAAGAUCAGCAACCCCAGGGGAAACAUGGGUGCCCUUGAUUGAAAAAGCGUACGCGAAGCUGCACGGAGACUUUGCGUCUCUCGACGGAGGUCGGAUGUCAGAAGCCAUCGAGGACCUCACAGGGGGCGUAUCGACUAUCAUUAAGAUCAGUGACAUCCUUGACACGGACCGAUUCUGGGAGGAAGAGCUCGUGCACGCGGGCGACCAGACGCGUCUCUUUGGCUGUUCCUUCCAGGACCUCGACUCUUCCCGGCUCGAGAAUGGCGACCCCAUCCCCACCGUGCUCGGCCUCAUGGGUGCACACGCGUACUCCGUGUUGCGUGCAAAGGAGUGUCGUGGCAAGCGCUUCGUCGUCGUGCGCAACCCGUGGGGCAAUUCGGAGUGGACGGGCCCGUGGUCGGAUGGGUCGAAGGAGUGGCAGGGAGAGUGGUUGGAGGUGUUGAAGGAGCUUGACCACGUCUUUGGGAAUGAUGGUCAGUUCGUCAUGGAAUGCUCGGAUUUCCUUGAGACAUGGCAGAAGAUUGAGCGCACUCGGUUGUUCGACUCGAGCUGGAUUAUGUCCUCCAAGUGGCUCCGCCUUGCUCCUCGCCCAGCUGUCUACCCGCUCGUUUACGGUGAUGUCUUCUGCACCUUCACCCUUGCCGAGGCGUCUCCGGUCAUCGUCGUGCUCUCCCAAUUGGACACACGAUACUUCAACUUCAUCGACGGAACUUCUCGAUGGAACCUCGACUUUGUCAUCUACAAGCGGGGCGAGAGUGAGCAACGUGGAGUUUCCUACUGCGGCUUGCCGUACGAACGAAGCGUCUCCUGCGAGCUCGAGUUGGAGGCCGGCGAAUAUAUCGUCUAUGCUCGGAUUGACCGAAUGGGAACAUUGCCUCCCGGCUUCUUCGAAUCAGGGACGAAGAUAUGGAACGAUCGCAAGCUCGCAAAGGUCUUGACCGAACGUACCAAAGGCCGUUCUAUUGCUGCUAGCUAUGAUCCAGGGAAGAGCCAGAUCUUCGUUCCCAAGGAUAUCAUUGCCCUCGUAGAAGAGGAUAUUGCCAACCUCAACUCUGAAAAAUCAUUGACGGAAACGAUGGCCGACCUUAAGCUCGAGAAAGUUGAAGCCAAGGCGAAGAAGACCGGAACGAAGACAGAGGAUGCACCGCCACCGACCAAGUCAAAGCCAGGCAAGGGACGAAAGGGCAAGAAAACAUCGGCGUCUCUUCCCGCUCAGGAGAAAGCUGGCGGCGACGACUCCAGCGACGAACAUUCGGACAAGGAAUCCAAGGACGGCUCGGACUCCGACAACGAAGGCCCACAAGGAUCGUCCCCAGGGCCAGGCGGGAUGAUGAUAGGCCCGGAUGGCCCUAUCAUGGUCGGUCCCCCAGGCGCUUCAGAUGGCCCGAAUGAGAUCACCGGCGAGGAUGAGGACGAACAUAGGCCUUUCGUUGGAUUGAGGGUAUAUACGAAGAAACACGCUGAGGUCGUGGUGGAUGGCUGGAUCAAGUCGGAUGGGCCAGAGACGGAGAGAGAGUGGGAAGACGAGGAAAAGGAAGGAGGUAACGGUGAUGAGGAGGGAGGCGAUGAGGAAGAAGAAUGAU